AUGAGAUCAUGACCUGAGCAAAAGUCGGACGCUUAUCCGACUGAGCCACCCAGGUGCCCUGAGCUGAAAUUUUUAAAACAGCGUUUAAACUUAGGAUGUCCCAGGAAAAAAGAGAAGAGAGGUAUUCCAGGGAGAGGGCAAAGCAUAAGCCCAAGCAAGAAGACAAAGACCAUAGGUAUUGUAGGGAGUUGGAACAAGAAGACAGUAAUAUAAAGCUCAAGGUAAGUAGUGGAAGAAGAUGCAAAAUGUCCAAUCAAAGAGCACUAAAUCUGCCAGAUUCAACAGGAUGAACUUACCUUGUAAGUGACAAGGAGCCAAGGGACGUGGCUAUACUUGUAUUUUAGAGAGAUCCCUCUCAUGGGUGACUGGAGGGAAGGCACUGGGGAGUAAGCAGACUGGGGUAGGGAAUACAAACUUAAUAGGAAUCAUAAACAAGAAAUAUUUAGGUGUUAAGAAAAUCAUCAGGCUUUGGUGAUUGGGUAUGAGCAGAUGAGAUCAAGCUAUAAUUUAAUGGUUUAUAGCUUCAUUGACUAAUAGACAGUAGUACCUAAAAAAAGGGCUUAAGUCAGAGAGAACUUUGAGGGAGGUUGUUUUGUUUUAUUUUUGUGUGAUAAUUAAAAUAAGCAUGAUUGAUAAUGAGCCUGCUGCCCUAAGAAAAAGAGAAAGAAAUCGGUAAAAUGAGUAAAUGUUCAAAGUGGAUAGAACAGAGGAGACUCUGGCCCCCUUUCUCCUGAGAUGACUGCAUUAAUAGAGAGUGCUAUGUAAGAAUAACAAAUCCCAGCAACAAUUUGUUAAAUGACGAAGGAAUCCAGAAAUUGGUGUCAAACAGGGUGCUUGGAAACCAGAUUUAAGAGGAAGGGGUAACGUAAAGAAAGAUUAAAGUCACAAGAGCCUCAAUUCAAGGUUGGGAAUGUGUGAGGAUAACAGAGUAGACCAGGCCCCGCCAAUCGACCCCCUAGAACUGGGUCCAGGUAGAAUGGUCAAUCACACAGGUCCAAAGGAGACGGCAUCACCUUUCAAUCUCUCUCCUCACUUGACAGCUAUCUUGGCCUUGGCUGAUCAAGACUCCUAGGUGAUCUGCCUACUUGCAAAGCCCUCCCCCUCUCCCCUCUGCUAACUGAAAGUGGCAAGUGUUCUGGUCUAUUUUACUCUCAACUAUUUUUUGAUUUUCCAACAAGUUUCAUGGAGUUCAGUUGAAGCCAUGUGAAGUAUAAUUUGAAAAUCCUUCCCAAUAAACACAGAAGCUAUUCUUACAACAGCUUCCCAGGAAGAGGUCACAGCUAGGCAUGGGAAAGAUCUAGCCUCCUGCUGACUGGAGCUCUCGCUUGCUCUGUUGCUCUCGCCUUUCUCUCUGUACCCAGUUUCAUACCACGCCUUGCUAAUUUGCAACCCUAAGCAUAAAGUGCUUACACUUACACAAGCACAUAGUAGAGCUGGGUUCCAAAGAGGACUGGGCAUCUGUAGUACUUGACAUUCAGGCCUUUGGCAAGAUGUCAGCAUUUCAUAGAGUACUUUAAAUGUUUUGGUCUGAGAGCUAAUAUAGCAUUUCCUCACUGGUCAACACGAGCAGCCCAAGCAGAAAGCUAAAUCUAUUUCCCUCAACAUCAGAUGUUAUACUCCAUUGUUGAUCCAGUCUUGCCUACGGAGACGACAGGAGGCUGGAAAAAUUGGAUCAUUAGGGAAGGAACACCUUGGCCGCUUCAAGAUGACAAGCACACACUGGACUACACCGCUUCAUUGACAGGAAGCCUCCUAUUCUACCAGCGCCCCCACCACGCCGAAAAGAAUUUUAAGUCUUCCCUUUCUAAAAGGAAAGUAGAGAAGAAGGGAAGGAGGGAACGAGGAAGGCGUGUCUGAUGCAGAGCUAACACUUAAUUUCAAGAACACAACAGGCCUCCCCUGCAGAAGUUACAGAAUGAUAAAUUCCACCACCACACAACCUCCAAACGAGGCCUGCUCCCGGAACACCCUCAUAACUCAGAGUAUCAUUCCCGUGCUAUACUUGGCGGUCUUUGUCGCGGGGAUCCUGCUCAAUGGUGUCUCUGCAUGGAUAUUCUUUUACGUGUCCAGCUCCAAGAGUCUCAUCGUCUAUCUCAAGAACAUUGUUGUGGCUGACUUUCUGAUGAGCCUGACUUUUCCCUUCAAGAUUCUUGGGGAUUCGGGCCUGGGACCCUGGCAGAUAAACGUGUUCGUGUGCAGGGUCUCAGCUGUACUGUUCUACGUCAACAUGUAUGUCAGCAUCGUGUUCUUUGGGCUCAUCAGCUUUGACAGGUAUUAUAAAAUUGUAAAGCCUCUUUUGACUUCUUUCAUCCAUUCAGUAAAUUACAGCAAACUUCUGUCAGUCACAGUGUGGGUGCUCAUGCUCCUUCUGGCUGUCCCCAACAUUAUCCUGACCAACCAGAAAGCGAGGUACGGGAAGGCUACGCGUAUAAAAUGUGUAGAGCUUAAAAACGAACUGGGACUUAAGUGGCACAAGGCAUCAAACUACAUCUUUGUGGGCAUCUUCUGGAUUGUGUUUCUUUUGUUGGUCAUUUUCUACACUGCUAUCACGAGGAAAAUCUUUAAGUCCCACCUGAAAUCCAGAAGGAAUUCCAUUUCGGUCAAGAAGAAAUCUAGCCGCAAUAUAUUCAGCAUCAUGUUCGUAUUUUUCGUCUGUUUUGUGCCUUACCACAUUGCCAGAAUCCCCUACACGCAGAGCCAGACAGAAGCUCAUUACAGCUGCCAGUCAAAAGAAAUUUUGCUCUACGUAAAAGAAUUCACUCUAGUACUGUCAGCUGCAAAUGUAUGCCUAGACCCCAUUAUUUAUUUCUUUCUGUGCCAGCCGUUUAGAGAAAUCUUAUGUAAGAAACUGCACAUCCCAUUAAAAGCUCAGUCUGACUCAGAAACUUCUAAAACCAAAAGAGGAAAUACAAUGCAUGAAAGCACAGACACUCUGUGAAUUCCCACCUCCUUUCAAAAAGAAUCCAUGUACACAUUUUGCAAUCUUCAGUUACAUACGAAUACAAAAGAAACAUGUCCAUGCAACUAAGUAUCAUCUCUAUGCAUUACUAUUCAAUUUAGUAUAAUAAUAAAAACAAAAUAUAAGUUCCCCUGCUUUUGUAACAGCAAAGAAAAAAGUAAUACAUGCAUUGUUCAAUUUUAUUCCAUCAAAACACAAGUUUUCAAUGUAUAAUCACUCGUCUCGUCAGUUGAUGUAGAAGUUUAAAUAGCAUAAAGAAAAUAGGAAGCAAUCAAGACAAUUCACUGGGGCGUGUUCCUUCUCUAAAUACAAGAAUUUAACUUAUGUGUUUUUUUUUCACCAGGGUUACUAAAGACCAACCUAAAAGCAGGCAGAGUUUGAUAAAGAACUGGAGACCUGUUUGGAGUGAAAAAGUCAAAUUCUCUCUGAUUUCACUUAGGAAAUUCCCUACUGAUUUAUCUCCUAGCAUUUCAAAGGGAAGUUGAUAUAAAUUCUGUUCUUUGCAGUAAAAACAAAAUGUAACACUUUGAUAACAUUUCGAAGAUGAUAAUAAGAUACAUUCUGAAUGUUUUGUAUCAAGACUUAUUAAGCUACGUCUUGAGCAUGCAUUUCUGGUGUUAUAAUAUUUUUAAGUGGACUCUAUUGAAGGAAACUGGCUAUUGGUAUAUGUUGCCAGCAACCUUCCCUAUGGAAUGCUAUGGAGGAAAAAAAAAAUGAUGCCCAGGACAAACACACAAACACACACACACACAGCAUGCACAUACACACAUACAUCGAGGGACAGGGGAAACAGUUUUCUUUGAAAGCAACCGGACUUGAAAAAAAGGAAAAUCUAAAAUUUGUAAUUUUGAGUGAGAAAUUACACAUAAAAUGAAAAUUUGUGACAUUUUCUGAAAAGGAGAUGGAUUUAAAGUAUGUAGAUAAGGGAUAUGGUUGCUGGCUUGUGAGUUACCAAAACUAAAUUCUUCCUCUGCUCUUAACUGCCUAGAAGACAUCCAGGCCAUCUUCCAAAUGUUAUUCUCAAACAUUUUUGUAAGCCAUGUAUAUAUACUUUUUUGCUUUACUGUAUAUGUAUUAAUAAAAAUAUUUUCAAUAAUA
This is a messenger RNA of Felis catus (domestic cat), 4057 nucleotides long. RefSeq names its product purinergic receptor P2Y14 (gene P2RY14). Gene Ontology annotation, molecular function: G protein-coupled purinergic nucleotide receptor activity. The coding region runs from base 1916 to 2938 and encodes 340 amino acids. The record is from RefSeq and is a predicted model, not a curated record. Gene Ontology annotation, cellular component: membrane. Gene Ontology annotation, biological process: G protein-coupled receptor signaling pathway. The transcript has 4 exons. NCBI's taxonomy places the organism in Eukaryota, Metazoa, Chordata, Mammalia, Carnivora, Felidae.